Messenger RNA from Limulus polyphemus (Atlantic horseshoe crab), 3715 nucleotides. Its product is annotated as harmonin-like. Bases 274 to 3705 code for a protein of 1143 amino acids. NCBI's taxonomy places the organism in Eukaryota, Metazoa, Arthropoda, Merostomata, Xiphosura, Limulidae. Gene Ontology annotation, molecular function: protein binding. Gene Ontology annotation, cellular component: stereocilium tip; plasma membrane; cilium. The transcript has 20 exons. The record is from RefSeq and is a predicted model, not a curated record. Gene Ontology annotation, biological process: rhabdomere development.
CGAGAACUCCACACAUCCUGGACCAGAUCCAGCCAGUUUUGAAGAAACCAUAAGAUCACAUCACACAUACAAGAUGAGGUGACUUUAUUCCCAUACUCUAGCAAUAGGAUCCCUUAUUUCACUUGGCAUGAUCAUUGUUUGUUUUUCAAGUAGUCAUUUCGACAAAUACUUCCAGCGAUCCGAUUACGAUCCGCAGUGGGACAACAAGAAAACCACGUGGUCUUUGUAUAAAUAAGGUUCUCUGUAUUUAUUCACAGUGAAUCAUUGUCAGUCAUGAGGCCUAACGGACUAAGCCAUCACAUUUCCGAUGACCAGCAGAUGAAGUAUAAAUUGGUUACACCGUAUGCCCACAACCAUAUUAGAAUGGUACAUUUGAGACGCCGAGGAAAUACUUCACUUGGAUUCUCUAUACGAGGUGGCUUGGAACAUGGAACCGGUAUCUUCGUCUCAGAAGUGCAAGCUGGUUCAGAAGCUCAGCGCAAAGGAUUACGGAUAGGAGAUCAGCUGGUACGCGUCAAUGGCUACACCAUUGAUCAAGCUGUACAUGAGGAGGUCUAUGCCUUGUUGCGAUCACAGAAGACUCUACUUCUUCGAGUUAAAAGUGUGGGAAUGAUCCCAGUAAAAAAAUCAUCUCAUACCCCACUAACCAACAUGGAACCUCUUCACGCUUCAAUCCGACGGUUUUCUCUUCCAUCAAAACUCCAAGGAAUCUGUUCUACUCCUCUUCAAGAGAAAGGCAGAUUCAAUGACCACCUUUCUACAAACCACCUACACCAACUGCUUCACAAGCGUUGCAGUUCUUUACCGGGGAAACAGACCGUGCAAGACCAUUUCAUGGCGACUUCUCUCUUUGAGAUUCUGGAGCUAUCAGAGCAAGAGACUGAUGAAGAUCAGGAGAAUCCCCAAGCUGCGAAACAAGAGAGAUUAAGACGAACGCAGUCUGCUCCAAAUGAUCAGGAGGCUUGGAGACUUUCGAUUGGCAGUGAAGCCUACCUGGACAGUAAUUCAUCAUCCAUUGUUCAAUCAAAAAGAAAUGAUUGUAUUGGAAUAAAUGAAGUUAGCAAACUAGAGAAAGUAAACCAAGAUAACGAGAAUGAACAGCUUCGAGGAUCGAAACUUCAAAACGCCGAACAAGCUGAGCAAAUAGGAAAUAAAACAGAAGCUCCGAGUUCAGUAACAGUAACUUUUGUUGUUAAGUCUGAUAAAGAAAGCAGCAAUAAAGAAGACCCUUUGACUUGGAAGCUAGUCAAUCCCGAACUUUCGCCAAGUGGAUCAAUUCUAGAUGGAUCUCAUUCUCUGAGUAGCGGUAAUUCUAGUUUUGAAGAAGCAAAGGAGACAAAAAUUCAGUUGUCGUCCAUAGGAGCCUCAGGGAUUGGCUGCAGCAUCGCGAAGGGACCUCCAGAGAUGCCAGGUAUCUACAUACAGACUGUAAAACCAGGGGGGUUGGCGGAGAAAGCAGGCCUGCAGGUUGGCGACCAGAUAAUAGAGAUGAACGAAGACAGCUUCUUGAAGAUUAAGUUUUCAGAAGCCGUGGCUUUAUUAAAGUCUAGUAAAACAAUGGAUCUAACUGUUCGCAAGGGGGCAGGCCUAGACUUGUUUCCUGAAGAAAAAACCAAGAAUUACCAACACUAUGGUAACAGUUCCAAACCUGGAGAGGAUGAAAUAUCCAAACUGUCUUCUCUUCAGGAACAAAGCGGAUUGUCCGAUCGGGACUCUGGUGUCAUUGGUCAUAGCUCUUUGAAUGGUAAGGCUUGGAGCAGUCCUUCUAGUUCAUCCAGUUCGAGAAAUAGAAUCAACGGAUUCACCUCAGAGUCAGAGCAGGAUUUCUCUUUAGCAGAAGUUGAAGAAGAUACCCAAGUGCUAGAAGAAGUUGAAGAAGAUGCCAGGAUGUUAGAGGAAGCCCGAAGUUUGGUUGGAUCUCACAGUGACGUUUGUAAACAGUCUUCCAUUGCCAGCUCCAACGGCUUUCUGGAUCUAAAUGAAAGAAUUGAUAUUGACAGAUUAAGAGACUCAAUCAGACAAGAAGAAGAACAGACAAUAAAAAACCAGGAAGCAAUGUUGGCAAAAGAACGGCAAAAAAUCGAAGAAGAGCAUAGAAAACUGCUUUUAGAAGCGGAGAGGAUAGCUGAAGAAAGAAGAAAGCUAGAGGAAGAAAAAAAGCGCUUUGAUACUGUAGGGUCAUUGCCAAAACGACCGUUCUUAGCAGAUAUUAAUAAGUUGGCAGAAAGAAGACGAAGCACAGAUAGUACAGAUACGAGUAACACGAGUUCCCCAGAUUGGAAAAUGAGAUCAAAGCAGUUUCCAGCCGAGAACAAGAAAUCCGAAGAACAGUUUAUUAGGAAGAAGCAACACGAAAAGUUAAUGGAAGAAUUUAGAAUUGUUCACAAAAAGAUGUUCGGAAGUACAGACAGCGGGAUUCUGGCCGAGAAUAAAUCCGAGCAAAAAAAUAGUUCACAGCUCCAAUCUCAAGCAAGCAUUUCUACUCAUGCUAAACGUCAGCAAGGUAGCAACACCUGUACAAAACUACCUCCACCCUUAACUCAAUCUGUUUCACUACCACUGGCAACCCUUUCCGAUGGAAACACAGGUCAUCAGCAACUAGAGCAUGAAUCUGACACCAGAGGUCCUGAGCUAGCCGGACUGAGAGAGCGACGUUAUAGUUCGUAUGUCCCUCCACUAGUCUCUAAUCCAUUUAUGUUUGUUGAUCCAACUUCUUUCAAGUCUACAACCAGCCCUACUGACCACAGUACCAAAGUUACAAUCCAGCUCCGUAAACCAGUUCUGACCUCUACACUCUCUCCUCCUAUUUCAACCCAUACAGAAACAGAACCCGCUAUUACCGACAGCAGAGAUUCUAAGCCGAAAUGCCCGGAUACUUAUUUUGACUAUACUAAACCAAAACCUCUGGUUUCAAUCAACUCCUAUAAGAACCCCAUGUCUAGUAACCGUUUUACACAACAAAAUGGAGAAUGUAAGCAAGAUAAGAAAUCCUAUAAAGAGCACCUGGAUUCCACAUCAACCAGUUCAUCUUCCAGUGUGUCUUCUUCACCUCUACCAAACAAGUCAAAGAUGCAGAUAACUCUGAAAACGCUCAGUUCCACAAGCUCCAGUACUUACGGCUCAACUCCUCCACACUCUCCAGUUAGUUCUACAAAUUCAGUUUCAUCGAAUCAAAGUUCAGGGCCACCGUCAGUCACAGUGAAAGUGACCACUAGACCUGCUGACCCUGGGAACUUGGUGAAUGGUUCUGGAAAACCGACCGUGAACGGUAGCGGUCACCCUACCUUAAGAAAAGUAACUUCGAAUUUCCAAAGUUCAAAGCUUGUUCCCGAAGAUUUAAAGUUUCGGCGAAGACAGCGCCCUCCAACACCUAUAGAGGAAAAGUUAACUUCAAAGGAGUUUAAUGAAGAAGAAACAGGUGGAAGGGAAGUGAAAACGUUGGUGGUUAAAAAGACUGGAGCCCUAAACCUCAGCAUAGAAGGAGGCAUUAACUCAAAGUUCGAUGGCAAGAUAGUAGUUGCAGACAUGUGGGUAGGAGGCGCUGUGUCUCUGAAUGGGGAGCUAGAGAAAGGCGACCAGUUGUUAAUGGUGGACAACACUAAACUUCUUGGAAUGUCUUUGACCUUUGCCAAUGCAGCUCUUCGGAAUGCCAUGAGUAGCACCGACGAGAAUCUUCGAUUAACGUUUGUGAAAAGACAAGAAUAACCACGACUGU